AUGCUGGCCGAGAAUGGCAGACAGUGGAAAAGUGAUUCCACUCCAUGCACGUGUUGCAGCGGCGGUUUUGCACAAGGCAGCACCGUUGGCUAUCAUGUUAAUGUGAAAGAAAGAAAAGUUAAGAUGUCUGAAAAUAAAACUCAUGAAUAUUGGAUUAAUAAAUGGUUGGAAGGAAAGACAUCUUUCCACUCAGAGAAAAUGCAUAUAUCACUGGAGAAACAUUUAGAUAAAUUUAUUGCUGGGCGAACAGGAAUAAAAAUGUUCUUCCCCCUAUGUGGAAAGACUGUAGAUAUGAGACUAUUGGCUGAUCAAGGGCAUUAUGUAGUUGGUGUGGAUAUAGCAGAACAGGCUUUUCAAGAAUUUUUUAUUGAUCAAAAUUUGGAAUAUACUGAAGAACCAUUGAAAAAUGUGGAUGGCAAACUAUUUAAGUCAAUGGAUGGCAGAAUCAAAUUGUACUGUAUGGAUUUCUAUUUGUUCACAAAAGAGAUGGAGGGUCAAUUUAAUGCCAUUUGGGACCGUGGUUCUCUUGUAGCAAUCAAUAUAGAGGAUAGAAUCAAAUAUUCUCAAUUAAUCCAAGAAGUUAUGUCUCCUGACUGUAAAUAUAUGGUUGCAGCUAUGCAGUAUGAUACCAGUGAAUAUACAGGCCCUCCUUACAAUAUUCUGAAAAUAUUUAAGUAUCCAGUAACACGUUGA
Acanthosepion pharaonis is the source of this 693-nucleotide messenger RNA. The record is from the annotation of a GenBank genome assembly. NCBI's taxonomy places the organism in Eukaryota, Metazoa, Mollusca, Cephalopoda, Sepiida, Sepiidae.